This is a messenger RNA of Papaver somniferum (opium poppy), 1377 nucleotides long. RefSeq names its product elongation of fatty acids protein 3-like. Bases 282 to 1223 code for a protein of 313 amino acids. The transcript has a single exon. The record is from RefSeq and is a predicted model, not a curated record. NCBI's taxonomy places the organism in Eukaryota, Viridiplantae, Streptophyta, Magnoliopsida, Ranunculales, Papaveraceae. Gene Ontology annotation, molecular function: fatty acid elongase activity. Gene Ontology annotation, biological process: fatty acid elongation, saturated fatty acid; fatty acid elongation, monounsaturated fatty acid; sphingolipid biosynthetic process. Gene Ontology annotation, cellular component: endoplasmic reticulum membrane.
CCUUCUUUUCCUGGCAAUUAUAAACCAAUCGCAUAAUCUUCAUCCACUAAAAUUUUAACAUACACCUCUUAUUUGCUAAGCUCUCUGUAAGUUCUCCUUCUCCUUCGGAACAUUUCUCAAAACUCACACGAAACAAAUUAUUUUUACAGAAAAAGAAGAAAAAAAAAACAAUAGCAACUUUUAAACCCAAUUUUCAACUCUUUGAUUUUUGGGGGAAACUUUCACGCCAUUGAAUUGGUUGUAGCUCACCAAGGAGAAACCCCAAAUCAUCGGUUUUCAAAAUGAUGGAACCGAUGAUUCAGAGCUUAUCGUAUUGUUUAUCAGAACAUCCAUCAAUAAUUGGAUUUAGAUGGAAUCAUAGUCAAAAUUGGGGUUCGACUUGGUCUUUUCUAUUCACAUCAAUUGCUGGUUAUAUAGCUUUAUCAGUUUUGAUUCGUUUGAUUUUAGCAGUUUUCCGAUGUCGUAAACCGAUUCCACUUGGCCCUAUUCCUGCUAUACAUUCAUUAGGCAUGGCUUUAAUCUCAAUUACAAUUUUUAUAGGUAUUUUGUUCUCAUCUGCAGCUGAGAUCCGUGAUACACGUUGGUUCUGGAGAAAAUCUAAAACCCCAUUUCAAUGGUUCUUAUGUUUUCCAUUAGGUACUAGACCUACUGGCAGAGUUUUCUUUUGGUCAUAUGUAUUUUAUCUAUCAAGAUUUCUUCAUCUUCUUAGAACAUUUUUCGCGAUCUUAAGGCAUCGUAAAUUGACGUUUUUCCGGUUGUUUAAUCAAUCUAUUCUGAUUUGUAUGUCCUUUCUAUGGUUAGAGUUUUCGCAAUCAUUUCAAGUUGUUGCGAUUUUGUGUACUAGUUUGAUUUAUUCGGUGGUGUAUGGAUAUAGAUUUUGGACUGAGAUUGGGUUACGAAGUGCUUGUUUUCCAUUUGUUGAGAACUGCCAAGUUGUGUUGUUGGGGUGUAAUUUAGUUUGUCAUGUGGCUGUACUUUUCUUGCAUUUUGUUAAAGGAGGGUGUAAUGGAAUUGGAGCUUGGGUUUUCAAUUCUGUUCUCAAUGCUGCGCUUUUGUUACUGUAUAUGAAUUUUUAUGUGAAAAUGCAUAUGCGUAAGCGAAGACUUGUGGUUCCAGUAGUAGUAAGUGAAGAUCAAGAAGAAGAGUCGAGUUCAGCCAGAGAGAUUGAAAAGAAAAUGUCUAUGGAAAAGAAGAAGAUGAUGAUCAAAGGAAAGGAUCUUUGAUAGGUCGGUCUGACAGUUCUUUUCUUCUGUUAGUUCUAUUUAUUUAUAAUGGGGGAUAAAAGUGCCGUUCUCUGUAUAAAAAUGCAACUUCUAUAUAUACAUAAUAAUAAUAAUAAAUAUAUUCGUCGUGGAUGAUGAUAAAUUUACACUUGAA